GCUUCAAAAUGGCCGACGUGUUUUGAUGGAAUGGAUACAGAUAGAGUAGGAUCUGCAUUUUUUAUCAUUUAGGUGAAGAAUUAUCCACCUUUAUCCGUACAAACAUGUCGAUGAUAGCCAAGAACAGAACUAAAAGUACCUGGACGCCAUUGAGCAACGAUGAAACGAAUAACAAGAUAUUUGAAGAGAGAAGAAUUCUAGUGGGAAAAUGGUAUGAAAGAUGGAGCGAUGACCAGCGCCGGCGCCUGCUGGAGGAUUUGGUUGCGAAAAGCAAGAACAGGCAGUUAGACUAUGCCAGGGAUCUCAUCAAGGAGAAGGUCCCAGCAUUGAGAAAAGACUUCACACGAGUCAUGCCAAGAGUGGUCUCCCUUUAUGUUAUGUCCUACCUUGACCCACGAAGUCUUUGCAGGUGUUCAAGGGUGUGUUGGUAUUGGAAGUACCUGUCAGAGCUGGAUCAACUGUGGAUGCCGAAGUGUCUUCGACUGGGUUGGUUCCUCUCCUUCACACCCAGCCCCUUUGAAAACGGGGUAUGGAAGAGGAAUUACCUGGAGCACAUCAAAAGUCUGCAGGUCCUACGUCCAUCAGAGCGGCCUUAUAUCGACCUGGAGAAACUCAAUCUGCACUCCAAGCGGGAUGACAAAAACAGACAUUCCAAGAAAACGAAGCCAUGGCGUGGAUCUGACCCUGUGCCGAAGGAUACAUGGAGAUACAAUGUGUUGGAGAAUGAUGAUGUGGUGCAGGAUGUCGGUCACAAGAGGAAGAAAAAGACAUACCCAGGAGAUGACUGCAUGAAGAAUGUCAAGAGUAAAGUGAACACACACCAGAAUCUCUCCCUCACUAGGAGAUCCCAGUCCAUGUCUAGACUCCAUACCUCAGUGACCUCCAUGACGUCCCCUGACCGCCCGAAGUGGGCAGUGCACACAACAGGUGCUCCACUGAUGAACCGUGAUUCUACACUGCAUAAUGGCAUUGCAUCAACAAUAACCAGGCCACAGCCAGUUGGCGGUCAACCCAAGACCCCCAAGUCUUUUCGUCCCAUCAGGUCCGAGAGAGACCCACCAAGUACAGACUUGUUUCCCAGUAAACCGUGGAAGCUGCUGGAUGGGAACGUCUCUGAUGACAACUGAAGGCUGUCCUGAAUGCCAGGAGCUUUCCUGGCCACACAUUCCAGUAGAAGGUUGAUGUUGUGUGUUGUAUACUGCAACACGCCAGGUCACUUGAUGUAGUCACUGACCACAGCUGGAUAACAUUCGGAUGACCUACUGCCUUAUAGAAAAAUUACAAUCUGUUUGUUCUUUUGUAAAAUACAAAUUUUGUAAAUAUAUUUUAGGCCAAUUUGUACUUUGUGUACACAUUUGUGGAUUUUGAGGAAUAUUUAUGUAUGUUCUGUGUCAUGUUAACCUGUGUCCAAUCUGUUCCUCCCUGAAUUAUAGUUGAAGCGUUAGUUGUUGCUCUACUGAAGUGGAAACAUAGUUUGCGAGGCAAAGUCUUCAUGUCCCUUCGAGAGUCUGAUGUGGUCUGUAUAAUCCAUUGCAGCACUUUCAGAUGAUGUGAAUAUAUUUACUGUACGUUUUUACAUGUUGUCUCCGAUUCAACAUGUUCAUUCCGUCCAUUGCGAGCAGCAUGAGAAAAGUCAUCACUGUAGGAGGACCUCUCUGUCCGCUUGAAACUGUCGAUGGCUGGUGCACUAAUGUAGUGUACUGAUAUGGUGUACUGAAGUAGUGUACUGAUGUAGUGUCCACAGCUGGUACGUUCGGCAUUAGGUUGUUAAGCUUCUACUCAGUGUUGUAGAAGUGCAUCUGUAUGUGUGAUAUUGUUAGCUGAAGAUCAUGAUACAAAAUCAGUUUAUUUAUUUUAUGAUUGGAUAAUUUAUAUAUAUUUACAUACUUGGUAGUUUUUGUCAACUAUUUCAUUGCAUAUAUUCAAUUCUAUGGAUAUUUACAUUUCUACACAUUUUAAACUUGUGUACUCAUAAGCAUAUGUGGAUUUAGCAGAAAUGAUUUUGUAAGUUAGAGCUGUGAGCACAUCCUGAAUUACCCAAGUCUUGUAUGGCAGUUGUCUGGCACCAUGUGAUACUGUGCUGCAAGGUGUGAUGUCAGGUAUAGUGUGCACUGCUUGAUACCAGUGGUAUUGAUAUUCAUGGUAUUUGACUUUGAUAUCAUUGGUAUUUGACUGUUAUCAGAAGUAUUGCAUGGUGUGCUAUCAUUGAUAUUGGACUUCAUGACAUCUUGAGCAGCAUUUGUCUUUGUGACAAGACAAAUGUAUUAAACUAUUAAACUGGAUACGCUCUGAUGUCAGUUGUUUUCCACUGUGAUACAAGUUUGUUGUACUCUGUUUUCUGUCAUGUCACUCAAACAGAAUGUGCCUUUGUAAAAUCAAGCAUCAAGAUCAACAACAGCAAUAACUUGAAUAAAGUGCAUUUAUGUGA
This is a messenger RNA of Haliotis rubra (blacklip abalone), 2428 nucleotides long. RefSeq names its product F-box only protein 16-like. Gene Ontology annotation, molecular function: protein binding. The transcript is spliced from 8 exons. Lineage: Eukaryota; Metazoa; Mollusca; Gastropoda; Lepetellida; Haliotidae. Bases 105 to 1127 code for a protein of 340 amino acids. The record is from RefSeq and is a predicted model, not a curated record.